CCUGAACUGGUAAUUCUCCUGCCUCAGCCUCAGGGGUUCAUGUGUGUGCCACUAGGAGUCCGGGUUGUUUUGUUCCUCUCUGUCUUUCCGUUGUGACUUUCCACCUGCUGACCUUUCAGAUCUGGAACACCAUUCGACCUGUGGCCCCAGCUCGGAGAUGCGCGUGGCGUCGCCGCUUUAAGGGACCGGCCUUUUGUUUCCAUGACCUCGCCCCGCCCCUCUGAAGGCUCAGUUGCGCCUGCGCCUCGAGCUUGAGCACUGGGGUUGGGCAGAACCAGGUUCCGUGCAACUUUCAAGUGAGUUACAAACUCCGCCCCGGACACUGGUGCAGGUGGUCCGCCACCCCAGGACCCCGGUGGCCCGGGAGAGCGGAGAUCGGGACCUGCCAUCCCGACCCGGGACUAGCAGCGGCGCCCUCAACGGGCGAAAUCGCGGUUCUCCGCGGCAGGAGUCGUUGGACUGAGCCGCCAGGAUUCUGCGGCGCGGGGCGGAGGAACGUGUCCGCCCUCCCAGCUCCCAAGUCGGCUUCCUCUUCAAGGCCCUAAGUCCACUGGUUCCGGGUUCUCCAGACUCCUCGCACUACGGGGUCGGGGUCAGGGCUGAUGGUUUCUGCCUACACCGAGGGACAGGUGUACCGCAGCACCACUUGGCUCCUGCCCCCAGUUCCUGAGUGAGCGUCCCUCCGGUUGUCUCUUGGGGGCCAUCCCCAAGACUUUCAGGAUGGUGUCCUGGAUGAUCUGUCGCCUGGUGGUGCUCAUAUUUGGGAUGCUGUAUCCUGCAUAUGCUUCCUACAAGGCUGUGAAGAGCAAGAACAUUCGAGAAUAUGUCCGGUGGAUGAUGUACUGGAUCGUCUUUGCAAUCUUCAUGGCAGCAGAGACCUUCACGGACGUCUUCAUUUCCUGGUUCCCUUUUUACUAUGAGAUCAAGAUGGCCUUUGUGCUGUGGCUGCUCUCGCCUUACACCAAGGGGGCCAGCCUGCUUUACCGAAAGUUUGUUCACCCGUCCCUAUCCCGCCAUGAGAAGGAGAUUGAUGCGUGCAUUGUGCAGGCAAGGGAACGCAGCUACGAGACCAUGCUGAGUUUCGGGAAGCGGGGCCUCAACAUCGCUGCCUCGGCCGCUGUGCAGGCUGCUACCAAGAGUCAGGGCGCUCUAGCUGGAAGGCUGCGGAGCUUCUCCAUGCAAGACCUCCGCUCUAUCCCUGAUACCGCUGCCCCCACCUACCAAGAUCCUCUCUACCUGGAAGACCAGGUACCCCGACGCAGACCCCCGAUUGGGUACCAGGCGGGCGGCCUGCAAGAUAGUGACACAGAGGAAGAGUGUUGGUCAGACAACGAGGUAGCCCCCAAGCCACCUGUCCGGCCCCGAGAGAAACCUCUGAGCCGCAGCCAGAGCCUUCGGGUGGUCAGGAGGAAGCCAUUGGUGCGAGAGGGAACCUCGCGCUCCAUGAAGGUCAGAACCCGGAAAAAGACGAUGCCCUCGGACAUGGACAGCUAGAUUCUGCAGAGUCCAGCUUACCUCUCCAGCCAGCAGGGGACCUUUUGCUGCUACACCAGCUGCCUGGGCUCCGCCCCUUCUGACUUCUGCAGCUGCCUAAGGGGCACAUGGUGUGGUUCCUCAGCAUGGGGAUGCACCUACAAUAUACCAAAGCAGGCCAGACCCAGGGGCCUAUUUAUUGCCUUCCUCAACCUUUUCCCUUUCCAGACAUGGGACCAGAGCCCCACUAGUCCCUAUAGAUGAAAUCAAAAGUCCAACCAGUUGUGUUCAUUCCUUCUUGUCCUUCAAAGUACUUGACAGCCUUUCCCAAGGCCUGGUGUGCGUGUGUCCUACCUGUGCGUCUCAUGUUGGUGAGUGAGGUCAGGCUUGUGAAUGUUUUUAUAAAUAAACACCUACGGUG
Molecule: messenger RNA, 1894 nt
Organism: Microtus ochrogaster (prairie vole)
Lineage: Eukaryota; Metazoa; Chordata; Mammalia; Rodentia; Cricetidae
Gene: Reep4
Product: receptor accessory protein 4
Biological process (GO): endoplasmic reticulum tubular network organization
Cellular component (GO): cytoplasmic microtubule; endoplasmic reticulum tubular network; endoplasmic reticulum membrane
Molecular function (GO): microtubule binding
Source: RefSeq, a predicted model, not a curated record